UUGAAUUGAAGAAAAUGGAUGGUCAAGAUUUCCUUAAUUAUUAGAUACUAUGAUCACAUUCACAUCUAUAAUACACUCAAGAGCAAGCAUAGUAAACUAUACAUCUUAUAUUAAUCAAUAUAAUUUUAAGAAGAACAGUGAUCGUCAGAUUGUACCUUAAAUCUCAUUUUCCGAAAACCCUUUCGUUUAAGGAAUGCAUCAACAUGGUGGACCUGGACCAGGACCAUGGGCACCCGGAGGGCCACAAUGGGGACCAGGUCCUGGAGGAUUAUUUGUAGGAUGCGCCGAUGGUAUAUGGAGCGCUAUUUCUUCCGUUGAAUUUGCAGGUUCUAUUGCUUGUGCUGUUGUUGGUUAAUGCAAGACUGCUUUGGUGGGCCUAUUCCACCAUACGCUCCUCCACCGCCGCCUCCAUUCUGAUCCGCUCACAAUCCUCUACUUGGUGUUGCGGCUGUGACAAAAUAACAAUUUUCUGUGAUGAAAUAACAGUUUUUUCUCUUGGUGUUGCGCAUGUAUCAGCAAAGCAAAAGUAUCUCGUUUUCUAUCAUGUCAGCAGAUUUUGUUUUGAUCUUUUCGUGUAAUUCUAAUUUAUGUAACUCCUCAAGAUUUGACUUAAGGAAAUUUAUAUUAUUAUCAAAAGUAAACAAAUAUUUAGUGUCGAAAUGCUAACUACAGCUUCAUAAAAAUAAUAUAGUAAGCCCUAGCUACAAUGAU
Messenger RNA from Mercurialis annua (annual mercury), 711 nucleotides. RefSeq lists its product as uncharacterized. The transcript has 2 exons. NCBI's taxonomy places the organism in Eukaryota, Viridiplantae, Streptophyta, Magnoliopsida, Malpighiales, Euphorbiaceae. The coding region runs from base 288 to 578 and encodes 96 amino acids. The record is from RefSeq and is a predicted model, not a curated record.